CGCGCCUGGUUUUAAUGGAUUCCCGGUUCCUCGCGUUUUUCGCGUUUCGUUUCGCGACAGGGCCGGAGUUUGCACCACGCCUACGGCGUUUUUCGUGCAUGGUCUUGUCCAAUUCAUGUUUUGAAGAUUACAAUUGCGCUCCCGCUACGCGUUCUUCAUCAUGCCUCCAAAAUCAGAGCCCGUCAUCAGCGCGUUCGAGCGCAAGCGACUCGAAAACAUCGCGAACAACGCGGCGAUCCUCAGCGGGAUCAGCGCCACCGCAGAGAAAAUCUUACCCAAGCCCGCUCCGCCGAAACCUAAGCGCUCAAGCACAGCACGCGUCAAGCGAGAAUCCGUCCAGCGCGAACCUCCCCGUCCGACGCGGCAAAGCAGCAGACUGGCAGGGCGCGGCGCCGAUGUGGAGAUCCUCAAGCGCAAGGCGGAGGUGGAGGCGGAGGCGGAGGCGGAAAAGGCUAAGGCCAAGAAGAUGCGUGUCAGCGGAGACCUGAACCUUGGAGAUAUCCAGGUUGAGGGUCGAAAAUGGGAGGGGGGCCUAGACGGGCUGGCGGGGCUGAAGGGGCUCUCUGUUAGGGGGGCACAGCCAGGCGUGAGGACGUUCACCGACCAAGAUGUGGCAGAAACAGCGGAUAAAGGGCUAAAGGACUUGAGGCUACGCAUGAGCGGACUGAAACUUUACGAAAAAUGGCCCGUCCAAGACAUAAAAAUCGUGCCACAACGGGUAUACUCGUUGGGUUUUCAUCCCACCGAGUCCAAGCCGAUCAUAUUUGCUGGUGACAAGGAGGGUGCAAUGGGUGUCUUUGACGCAUCACAAGAGCCAGUCAAGGCCGAGGAUGACGAGGACGAGGAUGCCGAGAUCUCCGACCCCGUAAUAUCCGCCUUCAAGACGCACUCGCGAACCAUUACCGCGUUUCACUUCUCUCCUGUCGACGCCAACGCCGUCUUCUCUUCCUCUUACGACUCAUCUAUCCGCAAACUGGACCUGGACAAGGGCGUCUCAACCCAAGUGUUUGCCCCAAGCGCUGCAGACGAGGACCUACCCAUCAGCGCAAUCGACAUGCCAACGAACGACCCUAACAUGAUCAUCUUCUCCACGCUACAAGGCUCCCUGGGGCGGCACGAUCUGCGCACCAAGCCAGGGACGGCCGAGAUCUGGGGCCUGACCGACCAGAAGAUUGGAGGCUUCUCGCUGCACCCCGAGCUACCACACCUCGUGGCCACGGCCUCGCUCGACCGCACGCUCAAGAUCUGGGACCUGCGGAAGAUCCACGGUAAAGGCCACGCGCGUGCGCCGGCGCUCCUCGGCAUGCACGAGUCGCGCCUGUCGGUUUCACACGCCAGCUGGAGCAGCGCGGGCCACGUGGCGACGUCGAGCUACGACGACCGCAUCAAAAUCUACUCGUUCCCCGACGCGAGCAAGUGGGCCGCCGGCACGGAACUGACCGAGGCGCAGAUGGAGCCGACGCGGCAGAUCCCGCACAACAACCAGACCGGGCGCUGGGUGACCAUCCUCAAACCGCAGUGGCAGAGGAGCCCGCGGGACGGGCUGCAGAAAUUUGUCAUUGGUAAUAUGAACCGGUUUGUGGACGUGUAUUCGGCAGAUGGCGAGCAGCUCGCCCAGCUGGAUGGCGAGGGCAUCACGGCGGUGCCGGCUGUGGCACACUUCCAUCCGACGAUGGAUUGGGUGGCAGGUGGGAACGCGAGCGGGAAGCUCUGCCUGUGGAUGUGACACCAACUUUGGGGAGCUGCCUGAGCUGGGUGUCAACGUUACUGAAGUGGCUGGUCCAAACUCGGAAUAGCCUCGCAGUUCCGAGGCGAGU
This is a messenger RNA of Thermothelomyces thermophilus ATCC 42464, 1817 nucleotides long. RefSeq lists its product as uncharacterized. The record is from RefSeq and is a predicted model, not a curated record. The transcript has 2 exons. The coding region runs from base 161 to 1726 and encodes 521 amino acids. Gene Ontology annotation, molecular function: DNA binding; protein binding. Gene Ontology annotation, biological process: regulation of DNA damage checkpoint. NCBI's taxonomy places the organism in Eukaryota, Fungi, Ascomycota, Sordariomycetes, Sordariales, Chaetomiaceae. Gene Ontology annotation, cellular component: nucleus.